UACUGUUCAACAUCCGGUGUGUAGUAAAACGCCGAGUUGAACCAUUGAAUUCGAGUCGUUCGGAAUCAUCGUUGGAAAGUCGCUCGAUUCCCGCCAUUACGUGCUUUUUCUACCGUGUAGCAAUUCGAUUACCGGAGGAAGGCACGAUGACGGACACCCAAUAUUCAAACUACCAGCAACAGGGGUACAAUCAGUACAGCCAGCCACCACCUACUGGUGGUCAGGAUACCUCGUAUCCGCCGCCUUCUAGCGGUGGUGGCAGCUAUAAUCAAUAUAGUCAACCUCCACCAAAUACUGGAAGCAACUAUAGCAGUUACAACAGUUACAAUUCCAGCGGUGGGCAAGACUACAGUCAGCCGCAGAAUCAAAACAGUUACAACCAGAACAGUUAUGGCAGUGGAGGUGGUUCUGGAAAUAAUGGCGGCAGUGGUGGCAAUUAUAGUGGAAGUUAUGGACAUGGAGGUGGAGGUGGAGGAGGAGGCAGUGGUGGUUAUAAUCGCAAUAGCUCUAGCGGAGGCUAUGGUGGAGGCCAAGGAGGCGGUGGUGGCAGUAGAUAUGGCGAUCGCGGGGGAUACAAUGACCGCUCUGGCGGUGGUUACAACAGUGGCGGUGGCCGUGGUGGUUAUAACAAAGGGGGCUACGGUGACCGUGGUGGUGGCAACGAUGGAAUGGUUACACAAGAGGAUACUAUAUUUGUAUCUGGUAUGGAUCCAUCUAUCUCCGAGGAAGAAAUUUGCCAACAUUUCGGGGCUAUUGGUAUAAUCAAACAUGACAAGCGAACCGGCAAACCAAAAGUAUGGAUGUACAAAGACAAAAAUACGGGCAAAUCAAAAGGCGAAGCCACCGUAACUUACGACGAUCAAAAUGCAGCGCGUUCAGCUAUAAGUUGGUUCGAUGGAAAGGAGUUCAAAGGACGUACUAUUAAAGUACAAAUUGCCCAGCAUAAGAGUAAUUGGCAAGGUAAUCGCAGCGGUGGGAGCCGCGGUGGUGGCGGUCGAGGCCGGGGAGGAGGUGGCUUUGGCGGUCGUGGGGGUGGUGGUGACCGAGAUGAUCAUCACCGUGGAGGCGGUGACGAUAGACGUGAUGGAGGUGGCCGAGGUGGAGAUUGGAGGUGUCCGAAUCCGGAAUGCGGCAACACUAAUUUUGCUUGGAGAGGCGAAUGCAAUCUCUGUAAAAGCUUGAAACCUGAAGGUGCUGGAGGUGGUGGUGGCGGCGGUGGCGGUGGUGGUGGCGGCGGCGGCGGCGGUGGGGGACGAGGAAACCGAGGAGGUGAUAGAGGUGGUCGAGGAGGAUUCAGAAGUGACAGGGGUGGUCGUGGCGGUGAUAGGGGUGGUAGAGGUGGAUUCCGCGGUGGAGACAGGGGAGGACGUGGCGGUCGUGGAGGUCCGAUGAGAGGAGGCGGAGGACGGGGAGACAGAGACAGGGAUCGUCAACGUCCUUAUUAAGCGUAUCAAAAAAAAGUGAUUGCUCAUAAUCGCUAAAUUUGACAUGCUGUACACAUUUUGUACACAGUUUCGACGUAAUGUACAUUAAUCGCCCUUAACACUGAAGUCAUGUGUUACCGACUCCAUUAUCAUCGAUUUUUUUCCUCGUACAUUUUUUAUAUUCAUGAAGAUCGAUGCAUGGACACGUACUUUGUGUUUUAUAUAUAUACGCAUGUAAAUGAUUAUAUAUAUACAUAUAAUCGUACGUGUAAAGUUACGUUUUAAUAAAUAAGACUUUCGCCCUCCCCAUUU
This is a messenger RNA of Megalopta genalis, 1736 nucleotides long. RefSeq lists its product as uncharacterized. NCBI's taxonomy places the organism in Eukaryota, Metazoa, Arthropoda, Insecta, Hymenoptera, Halictidae. Gene Ontology annotation, biological process: regulation of DNA-templated transcription. Gene Ontology annotation, molecular function: RNA binding. The record is from RefSeq and is a predicted model, not a curated record.